GUUUUAUAAUAAUUAUACGGGUUCAUAGUAAUUCCUUGUAUUCAAUUGUUAAACCACCAUACCAACAUACAAAACAAGUGUCGCGUAACCGAACCGCACAACCAUUUGAGAAAAUUUUGUAAAAAGGAAUGACAGCGACAAAAGAGUCCCCAUGUGCACGCAGUAUAAAUUGCCUACACUGUCCAACGUCAUCUUUAAGCGUGAACUAGUGAAAUUUGGUAGAGUGAGUGAAUAUGUUGAUUUCCAUUAGAAAGAGAUGGUAAUAGAAGAUGAGUUAAUUUUUUUUUAUUACAGGUAGAAUUUUAAUCAGUCUUAGGCAAAUUACUGGAAGUAAGAAAUUAAAGACAGUUGGGAAAAAUUAAGAAAUAAAAUGAGUGACGACGCAAGUAAUAAUCAACAGAAUAACAGUUCCACCUUUUCAUCUACACCACCUCAACAACAAGAUAGUAAUGGCACUGUAUUGGAAAAAAUGCAACAGCAUAUUCGAACAAAUAAAGUCGACGUAGCUAUGUGGGCUACACGCAUACUCACAGUACUCUUUACAUUCAGCUACUUGGUACCGCUAAUUAGGUUAAAUAAAUUUAGAUUAUUUAUGUGUGUUCAAUCUUUUAACUGUUUAAUUUACAGUAAUCAACAGAGUUCAUUUAAUAAAGUAUUACUAUCGAAUGCAGCGACUUCAGCACUACGCCUACAUCAGCGUUUACCUUCGUUUGCAUUUACGAGGGAAUUUUUGGCCCGGCUCUUUAUUGAAGAUUCCUGCCAUUAUCUUAUGUUUUCGUUAAUAUUUUUUAAUGUGCAACCUACGUUACUAAUUCUCAUUCCAAUUGUUUUGUUCGCCGUAUUACAUGCAUCCAGUUACUCAUUAAAAUUAUUAGACAUUAUUGGCCAAAACUCUUGGUGGGGAGCAAGGUUUUUGAUUUCGCUGGUUGAGUUCCAAGCCAGUAAUAUUUUGAAGGCUGCAGCUUUUGCUGAGAUUUUCAUUAUGCCAUUAGCUAUUGUUUUUACGUUCAGAGGAAAAGCAGGAUUAAUGACUCCGAUAGUUUACUAUCAUUUCUUGGUUAUGCGUUAUAGUUCCAGACGUAAUCCUUAUACCCGGAACGCUUUUGCGGAACUUCGCGUUAAAGCCGAGGCUUUAGCCGCCUCAUCACCUGCGGUUGUUGGUAAGAUCAUACAUAGUGGUAUCGCUUUUGUGAGUCGUUUAGCGCCGCAACAACAACCGGAGCAACCAUCCGCAACACAAUAAGCUUACUAUUUUCUAGUGCAUCAGCCUUUUGUUUCCAAAUUAUGUUCCACUAAUAUAAAAAGACAUACAUACAUAUGUUUAUAUAUUUUACAAAAAAGUACCUUAAGAAAUAAAAGCGUCUUAAGCAAGCGACGUUCAAACUUUUGCCUUCAAGGGUUAUAUGAAUAACAACAAAAAUGUGUAACUAUAAGAAAUAUAAUUUAAAAGUAAAUUGGAACACAACACAUUGAGUUUUAAAUUCUACGACUAUUUUUAUUAGAUUAUAAGGUAUUAUGUAAGAGGUAUUUGUUCAAUCUUUUCCUCUUGAAUUCAAUUUUUUUUUAGUUUUUAUGUAGUCAUUGGUGUUAAUGUGCAAAUAUGUUGAUGUAUGAAUGAUAUCAAUUUGAAUAAACAAUUGCAUUUUUGUCAUGGGA
Molecule: messenger RNA, 1656 nt
Organism: Bactrocera oleae (olive fruit fly)
Lineage: Eukaryota; Metazoa; Arthropoda; Insecta; Diptera; Tephritidae
Source: RefSeq, a predicted model, not a curated record